AUUUAAACCAUUACGAGUUCUUAAUCCGAAAAUCAUAUAAUUUCUAAAUUGUUUAUUUUUUUAAUGAGCCUCAUUAAGGAUCAAGUAAUUUUAAAUGCCUCCAGGAUAUAUAACGGUGUUCCGCUAGUAUCACUAUCAAUUCGAAAUUUUAUUUUAUUCACUUAAGGUCCAUCAAAGUUUGAUAUAUUAAUACAUUAUUUCCGCCCUUAAAUAACAGAUUUUCUUAUUAAAUUAUGAUUAUUGCAAUUAUUUAAUCAGAUCGCAUUGUAUAGGCAACGAAAUAGUUUGACUUGCCUUUUCGCCAUGGAAAGAUCGUUUUGCUCAUAUUUUUUCUUAUUAGGUUUAAUAAAUUGUGCUCCUCUUAAUUUAAAUGAACAAUUGACUGUGGUAAAAGUGGAUGCAGUACAAAAUACGUCAAAAUUUAGUUACAAAAGUCCUAUUUCAAACGACGAAGUGUUGAAACAAGAUAAAAACUUUUGGAUAAAUAUGGCAGAAAAUACAUUGAAGAAAAAUCUAGAGCUUGAGGCCGAAGCUAAAGAAUUUAAAAAUGCAAAAAAUAUAAUCAUUUUCAUAGGGGAUGGAAUGGGUGUGUCAACCAUAACUGCGGGAAGAAUUUAUAAAGGUCAACAAGAGUUUGGCAUAGCGGGCGAAGAACACGAAUUUACAUUUGACAAAUUUCCAAACAUCGCUUUAGUUAAGACCUAUAACGUGGAUAUGCAAGUGCCAGAUUCUGCAGGAACAGCUACUGCGCUUUUUACAGGAGUGAAGACUAGAUAUAAAGCAAUUGCUGUCGAUGUUAACUGUAAUAAAACUACUUUCGAUAAAGAAGUUUAUGAAAAUUCAAAAUUGGAGUCUUUAAUGACUUGGGCUCAAGCUGCAAACAAGGAUACAGGGAUAGUAACAACCACAAGAAUCACUCAUGCAACACCAGCUGCGACUUACGCUCAUGCUACUUAUCGGUACUGGGAGUGUGACGAAGAAUUACCCUUAGAUGUUGUGGGGAAUGCGAAAGAUAUUGCAAGGCAGCUAAUAGAAGAUGCACCUGGAACAAAUUUUAAGGUUAUUCUUGGCGGAGGCCAACAACUUUUGGGUCACACUUCAGAGAGUACAGGUCCGUGUACUAGGCAAGAUGGUCUGAAUUUGACAAAUGAUUGGAUUCAAAAUCAUUAUAAUUCUAAUUACGUUUUUGCCACUAAUAACGAGGAGCUGAGUAAUGUUAACGAUGAUACAGAAUAUUUAUUAGGUUUAUUUUCACCUGGACACAUGCCGUAUGAGUUAGUUAGAGACAACGGACCCACUGGCGCACCAAGCCUUACUGAUAUGACUAGAAAGGCUUUACAAAUUUUAAAAAAGGGCCAAAAUGGAUUUGUUCUUAUGGUGGAGGGUGGUUUAAUUGAUCAAGCCCAUCAUAAAAAUUAUGCAAGACUGGCUAUGGCCGAAACUGCUGAAUUUGAUAAUGCUAUAUCAUUAGCUCUUAAUGAAACUGGACCAGAUACUCUUAUAAUAGUUACAGCUGAUCACUCCCAUUCAUUCACCAUGGAAGGCUACAGCAAAAGAGGAAAUGACAUAUUGGGAUAUACCGAUGAAGCGGGUGAAGAAGACAGGCCAUUUUUAACUCUCGCGUACGCUAAUGGGCCAGGUUUUGAUUACCACUAUGGAAUAAAUGUAUCCAAUAACACCUAUCCAUGGCGUGACACAAGGUACGACGAAAACAGGUUAAAUGAUCCUUAUUACGCCCACAUUGGAGCGUUUCAAUCUAAAGAUGACACACAUGGUGGCGAAGAUGUAGCCGUUUUUGCGAAAGGACCUCAUGCCAAUUUAAUCCGUGGGGUCGUCGAACAAAAUUAUAUAGCUCAUUUGAUUAGCUAUGCUGGUUGUUUCGGCCCCCAAGCCUAUUUAAAUCCAGAUUGUGACUUACAAAAGACAAGUGGUGGAUCAAUUUUCGACAUAUCUGUUGGUGUUGUUACAUUACUUUUAUUAACAACUGUAGCCAACAUGUUAUGACUGUUAAAUAUAUAGUCUCGAUGGAAGACUAAAUAAAAAAAGAAAUUAAGUUGAAAUUGAUAAAUAAGUACAAAUAUACAAUUUUUGAUGAAGUAGAAGUAAUGUCAACAUUAAGAGGUUCUUAAUAAAUUUUAUACCAAUUGA
Messenger RNA from Anoplophora glabripennis (Asian longhorned beetle), 2148 nucleotides. Its product is annotated as alkaline phosphatase 4-like. Gene Ontology annotation, biological process: dephosphorylation. Lineage: Eukaryota; Metazoa; Arthropoda; Insecta; Coleoptera; Cerambycidae. The transcript is spliced from 10 exons. The record is from RefSeq and is a predicted model, not a curated record. The coding region runs from base 304 to 2004 and encodes 566 amino acids. Gene Ontology annotation, molecular function: alkaline phosphatase activity.